This is a messenger RNA of Nannospalax galili (Upper Galilee mountains blind mole rat), 6311 nucleotides long. RefSeq names its product retinoic acid early transcript 1E-like. The record is from RefSeq and is a predicted model, not a curated record. Gene Ontology annotation, biological process: antigen processing and presentation of endogenous peptide antigen via MHC class I via ER pathway, TAP-independent; antigen processing and presentation of endogenous peptide antigen via MHC class Ib; positive regulation of T cell mediated cytotoxicity. Gene Ontology annotation, cellular component: external side of plasma membrane. NCBI's taxonomy places the organism in Eukaryota, Metazoa, Chordata, Mammalia, Rodentia, Spalacidae. The transcript is spliced from 6 exons. The coding region runs from base 175 to 876 and encodes 233 amino acids.
UGGGCACGCUCACUGUGAGUCUGGGCUUUCCCGCUCGAUCGCAGCUGGUUGUGGCACCGGCCAGAGGAACCAACUUUAUUCUUUGCCUUUCGAUCCAGUUUUGGCUGCCUAGGCUCUGCGAGGACGCAGCAGCCCAAGUCGCACUUGUCCUGGCCGGAACUGGAGAAAGGAAGGAUGGCAGUCACACAGCUCAUUCAUUGCGCCCUGGCUCUGCCCCUGCUGGGCUGUCUGUGCGCAGGUCUGACAGAUGGGCACACUCUUCGCUUCAACCUCACUGUCAAGUCUCGGACUGCACCUGGACAACAUUGGUGUGAAGUGCAGUGCUCAGUGGACGAAGUGCCUUUCCUUCAGUAUGAUAAUGACAACCAGGCCAAGCUUUGGAGUAGCUGGGAAAAGAAAGUAACUGAGACCGAAGCAUGGAAAUAUUUUAUCAAUGACCUGAAAGAAAUAGGGGAAAUUAUCAGGAAGGAGCUACUUAACAGCACAGCCAAGGGUUAUCCCACCUUGCUGACCAUAAUGUUUUAUCAAAGAGGAAAAUCUGACACUACCUGCUGGAUAUUCAGCAUCAGUGGACAGUAUCUGUUUAGCUUUUGCUUAGUGAACAUGACCUGGACAGUACUUAAUCCUGAAGCCAAAGGCAUGAUGGAGAUAUGGGAGAAAGACAAGGAACUAGAAAAAAAGCUGAGAAUCACCUCCGAGGGAGAUUUUCCCAAGUAUCUCAACGAAUUCUUAAAAUAUGGACCAAGAUUAGAGACCCAAGAUCCCACCCAGCUUUCAUCCACCACCCAGCUUCCAUCCACCACCCAGCGUCCACAUAUGGAUAUCAUCAUCGUGAUCAUGAUCACAAUCAUUACAAUCAUCCUUGGGAUGCCAUAGUCAUUGGGAUCAUUGUGAAGAAAUUCUGCAGGAGAUGGUUCUCAUACUGCUGCUGCUGCUCCGCCUCCUCAUCUGAGAACCGCCCUCCAUCAUCAUUAACUGGGUCUGAAAACUCUCUAGAACACUCAGUCUUUUCGCCAUCAACUUUGAUGGAGCAAAAAUGCAUCUGAUGUCAUCUUGAAAAGCUAUGCCAUUUAACUUCUGAUCAAAGCGUAAAAUAGUGAAACUGAUGGUUUCCAGAGCCUCCUUCAUCAGGACAUCAAGGUGAAACUUGCCAUCAAUGACUCUAUCUCACCUUGUUUCCUUUCCCUUUCGCUCUUAUACUCUAGCUUUGUGAUGGUCAUGUUGUGCCCUGCUCAUUGUGUAAAACAGUGGCUUUCAGACUGUGCCUUGACCUGGGUGAUUCCAUUUUUCAAGCAGCAGUUGGUGCCCUUCUGAAUGGAGAUACAGAGGCAGGCUGACAUGGCAUCUCGCUGUGCACAUAAGAUACAUACCUGCCCCAGACCAUUUGUGAGACACAGGUUAAUAAACUUAUUCCUAAAAGUACAAUAAUAUCACCUAUAAACCUAUCAAGAUAGAUUGGAACAAAUGAGCAGGUGUGUAUAUAAAAACUAUCAGAGAGACAGGCCUGAGAACUUAGAUCUAAUAUUCAAACCAGAGAAGGAUGCAACACCCUCAGGUAGAUACCAUAAAAGAGAUUGCCUAAUGCUGCAAUAGUGAUGGCUCCACUAACCGGCCAUCUGACCACCCAGUGUGUGUUAAGGGGCCAACAGAUAGAGAACUCUGCACCUACUCUGGGGCUUCAGCUCUGUCUCCACUGCUAAUACAGCCUACCUGAAUUUUAGACUGUCCAUGAAUCCAUUGAUGCAUCUUCUCCCAGUCCCACACCUCCUCUUCCUGAUCCUGUGGUCCUGCAGUUCACCUCUACAGUUCCACUCAGCCCUGUAACCCUGCAGCUCUCUAGCCAGCUUCCUUAAUACCUAGCCAAGCACCUGCACUGACUCUCUGCAUCUGUUUCAGCUCUCUACUUCAGCCUCCACUAAGGGCUCUUUGUAUUCUACUACUGAUUCUUUCACUCUUUUCUACUCAUUCUGCAACCUACUUAUAUAUAAGUGUAAUUACUGUGUGAUAUAUAAUGUGUGAUCUGAGAGUUAAUAUUGGUAUCUAAGACUCUAUCUCGCCGGCUAUCAGUAUCUAAGACUCUGUCUCGCCGGCUAUCAAAGCUAAUUGGGACUCCUUGGAAAAUUAGAGCCAGUGAAACCGACAAACCUUGUGAAUUCAUUGUUACUCAACAAAUUCUGAUGUUCUAGAAAGACACGAAUGUGUCCAGCUGUGUUUCUGGCAUAGCACACUCACAGCCGGACUCCAUUCCUUAAAGGAACAGACCACUGGCAAAGUAAUUGGAAACAUACAAAAUUUUGUCAAAUUAAGUCAUAUGGUGAUAUAAAUAAAAUUCAACACCCCUAUCUACCCAAAACUCAAAACUAAGAGACUAAUGACCUGAGGCUAGCCCACACCACAGUAUAAUCUCAUACUACUCAGGGUGGCACCUGACUCAGGUGCCAGCAGAAGAGGAGGCUCUAAUCCAUGCAGAACACAGGGCAAAAGUAGGAGGGCUGCGAAAGCACAUUGCCUGUACUGUGAAGGGUCUCCAUUCACAAGAAACUGGUUAAUGAACAUAAAUCGUAAAACAGAAAAAAAGGAAGCAAACAAACCUCAGGUCACACAUCUAUGGUUAUUAGUAUAUAUAGUGAACUAUAGAAUUAUAGUAAGAAAUUAUUUGAGUGGGAUAAAGAAAACUAGGGAAAAUGUUAGGUAAGGUAAGAAAGUAACAGACUAAAAAAAAAAAAAAUACAUCCUAAAAUGGUGCUGAUCUCUAGGGAUUGGUGGCAUACAGAGCAAGAAGUUAGAAAAAAGAUAAAGAUAAAAGAAGUUAGAACAGUACCAUACAGAGCAAGAAGUUAGAAAAAAGAUAAAGCAACAGGCCCAGAAGAUAUUGUCAUACCAAGACCCACAAGGAGGUCAGGGCACAGGGGUGAAGUUUAUGUUUACCAGACCAGAAAUGACAUAAAUGUUUCCAUAAAGAAUGGGGGAUGAGAAGAUAGCUCAUGUCAGUAAACUGCUUGCCACACAAGCGUGAGGAUCUGAGUUGAAUCCACAGAACUUAUGUAAAAAUAAAUAAAUAAAAGCCAGGAAUGGUGGUGCACAUGUUUAGUCCCAGCACUCAGGAGGCAGAGGCAGGCAGUUCUCUGUGAGUUCAAGGCCAGCAUGGUCUACAUAGCACGUUUCAGGCCAGCUGAGUCUACAGGGAGACCCUGUCUCAAAAAGACCAAAAAGUGACACAUGCCUAUAAUCCCAGAACAGGGAAGAGAGAGACAGGUACCUCCCUGUGGCUUCCUGACCACCCAGCCUAGUUGAAUUGAUGAGUUCCAGGUCAGUGAAAGGCCAUUUCAAAAACAAUGUGGAUGGCAUCCCGAGGAAUGACACCCAAGAUCGAUGCCGGGUCUCCACAUAUACGUGCACACAAAGGAACAUACACUGUGGACAAAAACACAGCAAGUGAAUUUUCAAGAGACAUCUGACCCCUGAAAGGGAUUGAGUCUUUUUAUAGUAGUUAUGAGGUAUUACUUGACCUCAUCUUGGAGGCCUUUUUUAUAGGGUCAUAUUUGAAUACAUAAGAGGUGGGCAGUUUUUUCUUGGGUAGUAAGUUUCAUAACAAUGAUCAUUUGGGUUCAAUAGGAGUUACACUUUGUAUAGGACAUCAUGAGUAAGUGGGUCAGGCUCUAAGCAGUUAGGGUCUGAUUACUGAGGCGAGGGGAGUACUUUUUAUUUUUUGACCUUUUUUGUCUCUGCCUUUAUGUCCUGAUAGAUCAGCAAGGUCAAGACCUUGACAAACAACGAAACUCUAGUCGCUUCUAGAAUUGCUUCAUUGCUGAGAAGGGGCAUUGGAAGGCAUUGGUAUUGUUGAUCUGUCAUAGGAUAACAAGACCAUAAGACUUAAAGGACCGAGCCACAUUUUGGAGAGAGGAGGGGGUGGUUAUUGCAGAAAGUUGAAGACCAGACUAUGACUUCACUUGAAGUCUAGAGGUCUACAGUGGUGGGAAAUAGGUGUUAGUGGAGAUGAUAAUGAUUGAUAUACUUGAGACAAUACUGUCUGGUUCUUAAUGGCUUCUAAUCUGGAAAGUAUACAUCAUACCAGAAGGUUUAGUAAGCAGAAGCUAAAGAUGCAGAGCAAAAUGAAAACAGGAAAGAGGCUGUGAGCAGCAGUAAAGAAUACAAAAUCUUACUGGUUAAAGUGACACCAUAGGGCGAUUUCAGGAAGAUAGUAAAAAAAAUAUAACAAUUAUUUUGAGGGUACGAAGGAAUCCAGGCCUAGUACAGGAGCCCAGCAAUGUUGGGUAAAGAGUCAAGGCAGGGGUUUUAACUCCAUGUAAGGUCCUCAGACUGUGGUUUCCUGUUAGAGUCUGAAGGUUGUUUCAAAGUGGGUGCAACCAAAGUUUCACAGAAAGAAUUAAGAGAAAUCUUCAAGAGUCUCACAGGAAUGGGCUGUUUGAGGUUUUGGUUGUGGAGCCCUGUUAACUCUGGACGGAUGAACCAAGAGUGGUAGGGCUUGUAAUUCGACUGCAGUUGGAGAUGUGAGUGGGAUUUGAUAGGGUCUGGUCCAGAGAGCUUUGAGUGGAUUUAUAUCCUGUGGGAGGAUUUUAUGAUAGACUCGGUAUCCCGGAUUAAUAUCAGGAGAUGAUCCUGAAAACGUGGAGUCGGACUUGAGGAUGUAAGUAUCCUGGUACUCAGUGACAGCCUUGAUUAUCUGCCCCAAUGAUAUAACAUACGGAGACACAUAAAGACUCUCUGCAUCUAGUAAGAGGCCUGUGUGGAGGAAGAGCCCACUGUAAAGACCUCAAAGGAGUUGAUGUAUAUUGUAGAGUCGGGAAUAAUAUGGAAUUGUAAAUGAGGAUUAAUUAGAAUUUGGGGACCUUUUUAAGAGCUUCAGGUCUCCCAGCUGAACCAGGUCAGGAUGAGAAUCCUGAUUGCAGUUGGUAGAAUUUGAUUUUGAAAUAUUAUUAAUUAUUUUUCGUUGUACUCCAGCUAGGUGUUUAAGAUCUAUCGGUGGCCAUCAAUUAACCUCCGUUGGUUACUGGAGGUUAGGGUUCCGUAGGGGUUGCUAUUAGAGACGUUUAAGACUUUUAGGAGCCCUGGGCUCCUUUAGUUUUCCUCUACCAGUGUGCCAUCUGGGAUGAGUCAUGGUCUGGUUGACCAUGUGACUUCUCUUGAAAGGACUGAGGAAAUUUUUUUCUAUAAAAUGGUCCUAUCCUUUUUAGAAAGGAGGCUGGUUAGAGUUCAAACUCUGGGGCCUCCAUGACCUCUCAGGGUAAAGAGGUCAGGUGACUUUCAGAAGCAACAAGACCCUUUUAGAGUUGUCAAAUUGUCCUCUGUCCCCUGGGACAUGGCUGACCUGUGGGUAAGGGUGAAAACAUUACCUGUUAAGCUGGCCCCUUUAGCUUCAUUGGUUUUGGCCUCUAAUCAUGGCUAUUGAAAACUCAGGAAGUCAGCUACACCACACUUGAAGAGUGAACAGUGGUUUGAAAUCUAGCUGUUCUAUAAUAGUAAGGGUGACCAGCUCACAGCCCAGGAAACUUAUGCACACAGCUCAAUACAUAUUCAUAGACUUGUCUAAGAUAUCAUGAGGUGUUGUUGCAAUUUGGGGGCGGGGGGGCUCAAUUGUGCAGGUGUCUAGCAUGAAUUUUGUAGUUGACAGUGUGUCACAUCAUCAGUGAUUACACACUCAUGAUUGAUAAAACUGAAAAAAAAAACAGGUUUUUUAAACUCAGUUUUCAUUCUGAUAAGACUCGAUUUUUAACAAGUUAAAGGCCAGAAAAACUCAGUAAAAAUUAGAUGCAAUUAUCUUGACAAAACAUAAAUGUUGUUCUUUAGGCAAGAUUUUUAUAUUUUAACCUACACCAUUUUAAGUUAGACAACUCUUAUAAACCUUGUGACAUACUGUAGCCUUCUGGCUCUGUGCUGAUCUCUGUUUUUAACAGUCCUUUACUUAGAGUAAAACUAAUUUACCAUAUAAAAUCCUUUCACCCCCUCUUUAUUAGAACAGUUUCUAUGCCUGUGACAUUACAUAUCUCUCCUUGCUGCUUCCUUUCUGUCUUGCUUUGCUAAAAUUCCUAAUAUAAUUUAGAUUUUUUUUUCUUAAAGCCAUAAAAUCUUGGAAACGGGGAACAUCUGAUCACCAUUUGUAUUUGACAAAAUAUACUUAGCAGAAUAUUAUUAAAGUUUAAACUGUUAUUGGUUGUUACCUUUUUAGUAAGUAGCUAUCUUGUAAUAUUGUAUAAUCUCAAGUUAACCUCCUUUUUCCUCACUAAUUUAAAAUAACUAUCAUGUUGGAUUUGUUUAUAUCUUAUGAAUUAAAAGGAAUUUGGACUAAGUUA